This is a messenger RNA of Phyllotreta striolata, 2446 nucleotides long. NCBI's taxonomy places the organism in Eukaryota, Metazoa, Arthropoda, Insecta, Coleoptera, Chrysomelidae. The record is from the annotation of a GenBank genome assembly.
UAGAAGGUCAACUAAUUAUUGCAAUCAAAGGUUCAAACGCGGGUGAUAGGUGGUGACAUGGUUCUUCAGUUGCAACUGAAAACUCGCCCGUUUCGCUGCAGAACCGCGAGUUCCAGUCCGAUCUAGUCGCUCUAGUAAGGUUAGCCAGUUCGUUUUGUCGUUAUUUUUUUUUCCGCUUUCGUCCGUUUGUCGUUGUUACGGAUGAUUCUGGCGUGCACCGGUCGGAUAUCGUGUCGUUCAAAUCGCCCGAUCGGCCCGCGUUCCUAAAACAAUGCAGAAGAAAACCAAAGGCGCCCCGACGCCCGAUGACGUCAUCGGUACGCGGACGCCACGACACGUCGUCAAAUAUUACUAUCGAUACGAAUUUAGAAGGCGCUGCGGCGAGUACAAAUUUUUGAUUUCGAGCGUGAUUUUGUCGAUAUUCGGGGUGCUGCAGGUGGUGUUUCCUCCCUACGACAUGAUGCUGUAUUACAGGAUUAAAAUGACGCCAGGUUUACCCCCGUUCGAUUGGUGGCUGGAUCCUCCCGAUCAAGUCAUUGCCAAAGUUUAUAUUUUCAACGUGACGAAUCCGGUGGAGUUCUCCAAUGGGAGCGAUAAGAAGAUUAAACUCAAAGAAGUAGGACCAAUUAUCUACAGGGAAAAAUUACGGCACGACAACGUGGCGUUCAACGAUAACAGCACGUUAAGUUACACGGCUAAUCGAUCGUUAAUCUAUCUGCCAGAUAGGAAUCCCGUGGAUUUACUCAAACAAACCAUCACCAUGCCCAAUCUACCGAUACUAGUCAUCCCGUCGUUUUUCUACGAUUCCCCGUUCUACGUUCGGCUGGGCGUCAACCUGAUGAUCAGGCGAUUGAAGACCGAAACGUUCAAAACGGCCACGGUGGAGGAUUUCCUGUGGAACAUGACCGAUCCUCUGAUGGACACGUCGAGAAGCCUGGCGCCCGGUUUGGUGCCCAUCAGCAACUUCGGUAUACUGACCAAGGUCUAUCGAGAAAUGCAGGACAAUUUGACGGUACUGAUCGGACCGGGUUUCGCGAGCAGGGACUUCUUCAAAAUCGACCGGAUCAACGGUAACGAUUUCGUACCGUUGAACGGCGACUGUCGCUUCAAAAUGGCCGACAGCAGCGAAGGCGUGGCGUACCAUCAGAGCGUCAGCAGGAACGACACGAUCAAGUACUACAGGAAAACGUUCUGCGGCAUCGCCAAUCUCUUCUACGCAGGCGAUACCGAGCGGUACGGUUUGAGCGCGUACCGCUUCGAAUUGGACAACGCCACCUACGAUCGAUCGCGGCGAGGCGAUUGCUACGCAGGCGCGCCGGAACUGCCGGGCGGUUUGAGGGACGUCUCUUCCUGCAAUUUCGACACGUCGAUAGCGGCCAGCAAUCCGCAUUUCCUGCACGCCGAGCCGGCCCUGAUCGAGUCCUUCGAAGGGCUCGAGCCGGAUCCGGCCCUGCACACGUCCUACAUCGACGUGGAACCGGUCACCGGUGUACCGCUAGAGGGCAGCGCAAAGUGUCAGAUAAACCUGGCUGUAAAGGAUCUGUCUGGAUUCACCAGUAGGCUGCACAAGUUCAGCAAUUUAAACAUACCAUUGGCGUGGAUCGAAUACAAGCAAGAAGGUCUUCCGGACAAGAUCAAAUGGCUGUUGUAUAUACUGGUGAACGUCAUGCCGGCGUUUCAAAUAGUACUGGCCUCGGCGACGUUCCUGUCGUCGGCCAUUUUCCUGCUGGUGUUCCUGAUAAAGCAACGAAGGCUGCAGGCGAACCUUAAGGCCAACAAAGCGCUGGCGUUCGAAAAGGAAACGUUCCUAAGCAAAUGAUUUGCUGAUAGAUCCGCGUAUAUCCGCCAUUUUGGCCUUUACCUAGAGUAGCCUACGUCACGGUUGCUUUUACAUCAAAAUGGCCGAUAUACGAAUAGAUAUGCACAUCGAAAAAUGUGAUAUAUUAUAAGUAAUACGUUAUACGUAAUAGUUAAUUAGAUAAUUAUUAAAUUGAAUCGAAUACUUAUAAGCAAUAAAAUAAUUUGUAGGUAAUUUGUACUGGUAGUUUUUAAGUUUGAAUCCAACGACGAAUGACAGUUAUGACAGCUGUCGGGAUUUUGACAGUACCAUGAAAAUUAGCAGUCGAGCAACGAACGGAAAUGAACCGGCGAGGAGAACUCUCCAGCAUAGACAAAAUACACUCUCCAGGAAUCCUUUCAUCAAUUUCAUGCGCGACUACAGGAAGUCGCUGCGGCGCAAGAGGGAGAUGCGCGACGCCCUGCGUCGCGGCGCCGAAUUGUGGCGGCAGAUGAACGAAAGGGCGCGAUCGCCUUACGUGCGCCAGACGAAGUUGGCGCUGGAAAGGAACGAAGACAAGAGGAAUCGCGUCCCAGACGGAGAAAAAACGCGCUGACGAUGUUUUUGUUAUUAUUUUUCCAAUAAACUUUCAAUCGAUCGAGUGUAAUA